This is a messenger RNA of Rotaria sordida, 672 nucleotides long. The record is from the annotation of a GenBank genome assembly. NCBI's taxonomy places the organism in Eukaryota, Metazoa, Rotifera, Eurotatoria, Philodinida, Philodinidae.
AUGUCAAUUUCUUCUUCUUCAUCAUCAUCUUCUUCUACGUCACCACCGGCGAGCACAAGACCAAAUGAUUAUUUUGACUUACCAGAAGAAGCUAGAGCCGACGACCAAUAUGUAGUCGAAAAGGUGCUUGGUAAACGACGAAAUCGAAAUGGAAAAUGGGAAUAUUUACUUAAAUGGGCUGGAUUUGGUAAUGACGAUAAUACAUGGGAAGCUGAACAUGAUAUUCAUCCUGAGUUAAUUGCUGAUUUUGAACGACAACACGUUGAAUUAGAUCCAUCAAAUCCAGUUUAUUCAACAUUAGAUGAAGAUCCACCAAUUAAAUCACGUGUAUCAUCAUCAAAUCGUUCAGUAUCACCACCAGCUAAGAAGAAAAGAAAAACUUCAAAUACUGUUUCUUCAACACCAUCAACAACAAAAAUAAAGACAACAACAAAUGAAACAUCCCGAAAAGUUUUUGGUGUAGAAAAAGGUUGGCGUGUACGAGCAGUUAUUGGAGCAGCUAAACAACAAGAUUCAUCAGUAUUAUAUGCUGUUGAUUAUGUAGAAGGUUCACCAGUAUUACGUGAAUAUGUACCAUCAAAUAUUGCUCAUAUUUAUAUACCACGUGAAUUAAUAGAAUUUUUUCAAAAAAAAAUUGUUUGGAAUUCAUCAAAUGAAAACAAGAAAACUUAA